Messenger RNA from Iphiclides podalirius (scarce swallowtail), 1047 nucleotides. Lineage: Eukaryota; Metazoa; Arthropoda; Insecta; Lepidoptera; Papilionidae. The record is from the annotation of a GenBank genome assembly.
AUGGUACUGGUGAUGAUCCCGGUGUGCCCGGGCGGCGCCUGGCCAUUGCUACCCGACCUGCCGCCACUGCAGAAAAUGUUCAUCGGGGGGAUGCUGGCUUCUAUGGCUUUCGUCUCGGCUGGCAUUCUACAAAUCGGCAUAGAGUUUAUGCCAGUAAUUGUUGGGCAAAACUCUGAUGACAAAAUAAGAUUCUACUUUAUGGAUCCCAAUCCGUUCGGGAAGUCACUAACGGGGAAACCGAAGCUGAAGGUUGUCUACGUGGGUGACACCGGCCCCAACAAGAACGUGUCGAUUACUGUUGAGACUGAGAAGAGGCUUAAUGAUAUAUACUACGUGUCUGAUAGUCCCAUCGACCAUAUUGGUGAAUCUGCUUACAUGUGUCUGCAACCCGGAAGAUUUAAAUGGCAUGCAACAAGUGCGACCGGGGAGCUCUCUGGUUCUGGUGAAGGUAACGUACGCGCCGGCGGUGUGUACGUCCUGUGCCUACGGGAGAGGCUCGGGAGGCUGGAUGCUGCCGUCCUGCAUGCUCCCAAUCCCCCUAAUGAGCUGCACCUUGCCUGGAUUGUGCCCCAAUACCUUCUCGUCUCGGUCGCGGAGAUCAUGUUCGCUGUCUCCGGCUUGGAGUUCUCUUUCACUCAGGCACCGAAGAGUAUGAAGACAAUAACUAUCGCCGCAUGGUACGUGUCAGUGGCUUUCGGAAAUUUAAUCGUGAUUUUGAUCGCGCAGACCAAAAUCUUUGAGUCGAGAGCUACGGAGUUCUUUGUCUACGCUGUCGCCUUAGCAGUAGCAAUGCUUCUAUUCUGGCGAAUGGCUCAAGGCUACAUCAGUAGAGAAAUAGAAGGUGAUGCAUCAUCCACUGAGAGCCGUCCUCUUCUCCGUCAUAGAUCAAGGGUCAUAUCUGUGCACUCGCUGUCGUCGACUAGUGCUCGCGCGUACGGUGUUGCGGGUGACCAGGAACGAAUGGCCAGCGCGUGGCCACCCCGUGCCGCCGUCCGCCUGGCCACGCCUAGCAGUGGCGACCAGAAGGCCACCACACUCGCCAAAGAC